This is a messenger RNA of Calypte anna (Anna's hummingbird), 981 nucleotides long. Its product is annotated as regulator of G-protein signaling 9-binding protein-like. Gene Ontology annotation, cellular component: neuron projection. Gene Ontology annotation, biological process: G protein-coupled receptor signaling pathway. The transcript is spliced from 2 exons. The record is from RefSeq and is a predicted model, not a curated record. Bases 118 to 720 code for a protein of 200 amino acids. Lineage: Eukaryota; Metazoa; Chordata; Aves; Apodiformes; Trochilidae.
AGGAUACAGGGACACGGCUCAGAGCUGGUCACAUCCGUGUGGCACAGGGGAGCUGAGCCUCCCGGGGAGCCAGAGGCCACGGAGGGGUCUGACCCUACCCCAUCCUCACGGGGCGCAAUGGCACCGGGGAGAAGGGACACGAGCCACGUUCAGGGGACAGCGGGGACAUGCGCAGCCACCCAGGCUGCCCUCUGCAAGGCCACAGCCGGGCACAGGCAGCUGGUGCUGCAGCUGGGGGGCAGCGCCGACGGCCCCCGGCUGCGGGAGGAACGGAGCAGGAGGAGUGCGGAGGUUCGGGAGCUCAGCGCCGGGCUGUGCCAGGCGCUGCGGGGGGGGCUGCAGCAGGCAGCGGCGUCCUCCGAGGAGCGGCGGGAGCUGGAGCGGCUCUGGGUGCUCUUCCUUUCCGCCCUGGAGCUCUUCCUGCAGGACCUUUGCCGAGCCCACCACCUCUGCCACCUCUUCUCCAGACAGGGGGGUGGCAUGACCCCACUGCGCACCGGGCUGGGGGGCAGGCGAGGGGGUGUCCCUGUGCAGCCCCCAGCCACCUCUCGGCUGGAGGAGGAGAUUGAGCAGGUGAGGGCCACGCUGGUGGAGAUGGAAAGUGGGGCCAACAUCCCACUGUGGGCAGUGGAGGCCACCCAGCCCGCAGGGAUGGGCAGCACCACAGCAGGGGUGACUCGGGGGGGGAGCAGCACCAGGCACUGCUGCAGGAUGCUGUGAGGAGGGGUCAGGGAAGAGGCAGCAGGGCUGGCACCCCCCUGUUCCCACUCAGGCACCAGGGGAUGGGAUCCUGUGUACGCCCUGUCGAGGCAAGCAAUGCUGGGGGCUGAGCCCGCCCUCUGGAGGGAACAGGACUAUCCAGGCACCCCCAUUGCCCCGUGGCGUGGGGGUAUCUCCCUUCCUGCCCACUCACAGAGGGACUUGUGGUCCUUCAGUCCAGGCUGACCAAGAAACUGCCUCCAAGCACUCAUGGGGUGCUGA